AUGGACAGGUCCUUCUCCCUGCCUGCUCUGCUUUCUCCCCUCGUCGGCAUCGGCCUGAGCUCGCUCCGCUCCGGUUCCGCCGCGACGGCAACCACCGGCACCCCCGACGGCUCAGAGCUGUGGGGGUACGUCGAAGUCCGGCCGAAGGCUCACCUGUUCUGGUGGUACUACAAGAGCCCGCAGAGGACGUCGACGCCGACGAAGCCAUGGCCAACAAUCCUCUGGCUGCAGGGUGGCCCCGGCGCGUCGGGCGUCGAGCUCGGUAACUUCCAGGAGAUCGGGCCGCUGGAUGUGAACCUGCAGCCACGGAACUCGACAUGGCUCCAGAAGGCCGACCUCAUCUUCGUGGACAACCCGGUGGGCGUCGGGUACAGCUACGUGGAGAACAGCAGCCUGCUGGUGACGACCGAACGGCAGCAGGCGGCGGACAUGACGACGGUGCUCAAGGCGCUGGUCAAGGAGGUGCCUACGCUGCAGAGCAGCCAGCUGUUCCUGGUCGCCGAGUCCUACGGCGGCAAGUACGCCGCCACGCUUGGCGUGUCCGUCGCCAGGGCCGUCCGCGCCGGCGAGCUCAAUAUCACGCUCGGGGGUGUGGCGCUCGGCGAUAGCUUUAUCUCGCCGGAGGAUUUCACGCUCUCGUACACGCCGCUGCUCCUGAGCGUGUCGAGGCUUGACGACAACGCCGCCGACGAAGCAAACAAGAUGGCGGAGACGGUGAAGGAGCAGAUCGCGGUGGGCAAUUUCAGCGACGCGGCGGAUUCGUGGAAUGGCCUAGUGGGGUAUUUCAUCCCCUCCAGGAGCGGCUUCGUUGACAUGUACAAUUUUCUUCUGGAUGAUGGCAUGGACCUCUUGGCGGCAGACACACCGGCGGGGUCGUCGCCCAACAACGUGCUGGCAUUGAAGUACUCAACAUACCUCGGCAGCCGGGACUCGAAUGGCUCCAACACCAUCGGUGGCAUCAUGAACGGAGUCAUCAAGGAGAAGCUCAAGAUCAUCCCGAAGGACCUCAAGUGGCAUGAGCUUAAUCGUGCUGUUUAUAGCGCGCUGGGCAAUGACAUGAUGAAACCAAGAAUCGAUGAGGUUGAUGAGCUAUUGUCUUACGGUGUCAAUGUGACGGUGUACAAUGGCCAGCUUGACAUAAUUUGCUCAACCAUUGGCGCAGAAACAUGGGUUCAGAGGCUCAAAUGGGAUGGGUUGAAGACUUUUCUUUGUUUACCGAGGAAAUCUCUGUACUGUGAGCCCAGCAAAGGAACCAAGGCUUUUGUCAGGUCCUACAAGAACUUGCACUUCUACUGGAUUCUUGGAGCUGGGCACUUUGUGCCUGUUGAGCAGCCUUGUAUUGCACUUAGCAUGAUCGACAACAUGACUCAGUAG
Molecule: messenger RNA, 1374 nt
Organism: Miscanthus lutarioriparius
Lineage: Eukaryota; Viridiplantae; Streptophyta; Magnoliopsida; Poales; Poaceae
Source: the annotation of a GenBank genome assembly